AUGGGGCCCGGGAGCCACCGCCUCAGCCUCAGCUUCUCUGUCUCCAGUCUGGGCCUCCUGCUCCUGCUCCCACUCCUGCCAGAGUGCUUCGGAGCCGAGGGCAGGCUGGCACACAAGCUGUUCCGAGACCUCUUUGCCAACUACACAAGUGCCCUGAGACCUGUGGCAGACACAGACCAGGCUCUGAACGUGACCCUGGAAGUGACGUUGUCCCAGAUCAUCGACAUGGAUGAGCGGAACCAGGUGCUGACCCUGUACCUGUGGAUCCGACAGGAGUGGACAGAUGCCUACCUACGAUGGGACCCUGACGCCUAUGGUGGCCUGGAUGCCAUCCGCAUCCCCAGCAGUCUCGUGUGGCGGCCGGACAUCAUACUCUAUAACAAGGCGGACGCGCAGGCGCCAGCCUCAGCCAGCACCAACGUGGUCCUGCGGCACGACGGCGCCGUGCGUUGGGACGCGCCGGCCAUCACGCGCAGCUCGUGCCGCGUGGAUGUGUCGGCCUUCCCAUUCGACGCGCAGCGCUGCGGCCUGACGUUCGGCUCGUGGACGCACAGCGGGCACCAGCUGGACGUACAGCCGCGCGGCGCCGCUGCCAGCCUGGCCGACUUUGUGGAGAACGUGGAGUGGCGCGUGCUGGGCAUGCCGGCCCGGCGGCGCGUGCUCACCUACGGCUGCUGCUCCGAGCCCUACCCGGACGUGACCUUCACGCUGCUGCUGCGCCGCCGCGCCGCCGCCUACGUGUGCAACCUGCUGCUGCCCUGCGUGCUCAUUUCGCUGCUGGCGCCUCUGGCCUUCCACCUGCCCGCCGACUCGGGCGAGAAGGUGUCGCUCGGCGUCACCGUGCUGCUGGCGCUCACCGUCUUCCAGCUGCUCCUGGCCGAGAGCAUGCCGCCGGCCGAGAGCGUGCCGCUCAUCGGAAAGUACUACAUGGCCACCAUGACCAUGGUCACCUUCUCCACAGCGCUCACCAUCCUUAUCAUGAACCUGCAUUACUGUGGUCCCAGUGCCCGCCCAGUGCCAGCCUGGGCUCGGGCCCUCCUGCUGGGACGCCUGGCGCGGGGCCUGUGUGUGCGGGAACGAGGGGAGUCCUGUGGGCAGUCUAGACCUCCUGAGUCAGCCCCCAGCCCCCAGCCUCCUGACAGAGAAGCUGGCCCACCAGCAGGCCCUUGCCGUGAGCCUCGGUGUCUGUGCCACCAGGAAGCCCUGCUGCGCCAUGUAGCCACCAUCACCAACACCUUCCACAGACACAGGGCUGCCCAGCGCUGCCAUGAGGACUGGAAGCGCCUGGCCCGUGUCAUGGACCGUUUCUUCCUGGGCAUCUUCUUCUCCAUGGCCCUGGUGAUGAGCCUUCUCGUGCUGGUGCAGGCCCUGUGAGUCCCAGGGGUCUGCUGCAGCCGCAGCACCUCCAGACGGGGAUGGAAUGGCCAGGCCAGGUGGUGGUUGGCCCUCAGGCCACUCAGUCUCUCUCCACUGGGCCUCAGAGCCUGGGACAUCCUCUCUUCAGCGCUGCUGACUUCACACACCAGAGGG
Molecule: messenger RNA, 1530 nt
Organism: Balaenoptera acutorostrata (minke whale)
Lineage: Eukaryota; Metazoa; Chordata; Mammalia; Artiodactyla; Balaenopteridae
Gene: CHRNA10
Product: cholinergic receptor nicotinic alpha 10 subunit
Exons: 5
Coding region: 1-1374 (457 amino acids)
Biological process (GO): monoatomic ion transmembrane transport; nervous system process; chemical synaptic transmission
Cellular component (GO): synapse; postsynaptic membrane; neuron projection
Molecular function (GO): acetylcholine-gated monoatomic cation-selective channel activity; transmembrane signaling receptor activity
Source: RefSeq, a predicted model, not a curated record